GCACGGAGCGCAUCCUCACUGUGCCCGCCGUUUGGGAAUUAGGAUUCAGUUCUGUUUGCCUGUCAGCGCCAAGCCGGCCGAGCUCUGCAGUAAGAGUGGUAGAGAAAGAUAUAGGCAGAGAGAGUAGGGAGAUGGGUCCGGAGACGGUGAGAUAUCCGUGAUUGUCAAGUGAACGGCGGCGAAGUUCUUCGGCUCCGCUCGGAUCUUUUCUCCAGGUCGUUGAGUGUGUGAGUGUGUGUUCAGCAUGAGUAACAUCUAUGAGUCUGCAGAGGCCACGCUCGGCUUCAUCAGCUCUCCAUGCCUCACCAAGGUGGAGCUGAGAGUGGCCUGCCGGGGCAUCUCGGACCGCGACGCCCUCUCCAAGCCCGACCCCUGCGUGGUGCUGAAGAUGCAGUCGCACGGGCAGUGGUUUGAGGUGGACCGGACAGAGGUGAUCCGCAGCAGCAUCAACCCGGUCUUCUCCAAGAUCUUCCUGGUGGACUUCUACUUUGAGGAGGUCCAGCGGCUCCGCUUUGAACUCCAUGACAUCAGCUCUGCCCACAAUGGCCUCCGCGAUGCCGACUUCCUGGGAGCCAUGGAGUGCACCUUGGGACAGAUCGUCUCACAGCGGAAACUGACCAAAGCUCUACUCAAGCAGGGAAACACCGCUGGCAAGUCUUCCAUUACGGUAACAGCAGAGGAGUUGUCUGGUAACGAUGAUUAUGUUGAACUCUCCUUCAGUGCUCGUAAGCUAGAUGACAAGGAUUUCUUCAGCAAGUCCGACCCUUUCCUGGAGAUCUUCAGAAUAAACGAUGACGGGUCUGGGUCACUCGUUCACAGAACUGAGACGGUCAUGAACAACCUGAGCCCAGUUUGGAAAUCCUUCAAAGUUUCCUUGAACACACUCUGCAGUGGCGACCAUGACAGGGAGCUAAAGUGCACCGUAUGGGACUGGGACUCUAAUGGCAAACAUGAUUUCAUUGGGGAGUUUCAGACCACCUUCAAAGAGAUGAGAGCAGAGCAGGAGGGCAAGCAGAUCCAGUGGGAGUGCAUCAACCCUAAAUAUCAAAUGAAGAAGAAGAACUACAGAAACUCUGGCGUUGUCAUCCUCAACCACUGUAAGAUCAUAAAAAUGUAUUCCUUCCUGGAUUACAUCAUGGGAGGCUGUCAGAUCCAGUUCACAGUGGCAAUAGACUUCACAGCGUCCAAUGGGGACCCCAGGAACAGCUGCUCGCUCCACUACAUCCACCCCUACCAGCCCAACGAGUACCUCAAGGCCCUGGUGGCGGUGGGGGAGAUCUGCCAAGACUACGACAGUGAUAAGAUGUUUCCAGCGUUUGGCUUUGGAGCCCAGAUACCACCUGACUUCAAGGUUUCACACGAUUUCGCUGUGAACUUUGAUGAGGACAAUCCUGAGUGUGCCGGAAGUAUUUUUGGCUCCAAAAUAGAGAGAACAACAACACUAAUCUGUAUGUGUGAAAUGGGUCUCUCCUCGCUUCUUCUCACACAGCUGCAUUCCUGCCGUGAAGGAAUCCAAGGUGUGGUGGAGGCCUACCAGAAUUGUCUCCCUAAAAUCCAGUUGUACGGGCCCACCAACAUUGCCCCAAUCAUCCAGAAAGUGGCCUCUUCUGCCUCCGAAGAGAUGCACACUAAGGAGGCCAUGGAAUAUUUUAUCCUGCUGAUCCUGACGGACGGCGUCAUCACCGACAUGGCGGACACACGGGAGGCCAUCGUGCACGCCUCUCACCUGCCCAUGUCCGUCAUCAUCGUUGGGGUUGGCAACGCCGACUUCACCGACAUGCAGAUGCUGGACGGGGACGACGGGAUCCUGCGCUCACCCAAGGGCGAGCCCGUCCUCCGCGACAUUGUCCAGUUCGUCCCUUUCAAGGACUUCAAGCACGCCUCCCCGGCUGCACUGGCUAAGAGUGUUUUGGCAGAGGUCCCGAACCAGGUUGUGGAUUACUACAACGCUAAAGGCAUCAAACCCAAGUGUAUGUCUGACUAUGAGUCCACAAGGACCUUCAGCCCCUGACAAUGGACUGCACACACACAUAUACACAAACACACACAUAUGUACUGUAUAAUACAUACACACAUGUGAAAGCACAAAUACACACACACACUUACACACACACACAUACACUCAUCCCAUACUUGUCAUACAUACAGUAGGCUAGCUCAGAGAAUUAGCUCGUUCUGGUGAUUUUGAACUAUUCCAUUGAUGACUAUUGCAUGUUUGGCCACAGUGGCGUCAUCUGGGAAAUGAUCCCUGUCUAUAUCAGAGAUAUGUUUAUAGAAAUAAGAGCAGUCUUUUGAACAAGCAUGCAGACUCCAACCAUAGCCCACCCAAAGAAAUGACACUCCUACCUUAUUUAGAUAACUAGCAAGUACAUAGACCAAAAGAUCUGUGACAAGGCAAGCCCUAAUAUGUGAGUGCAUAAUAAUCCCGAAUGCUUAGAAUUAGCCUCGCAAAUGUAAAUCUAUGAGAAUGAUAGUGUACCUGCUAGUCUACUGCGAAAAUGCAUGUAUUAUUCAGCUCCAGCUACUAUCCGAUUUCCACUAGCCGCUUGCUAGUUAUGAAAUAAAGUAUCUUUGUCAUUUGAGUGACAUUCAGGGUUGUCUUGGGUGCUUUGGGUUCUUUUCUACAGAUUUGUUUGAGAUUUUGCUAAAAGGAAAUGAACAAAAUGAAUAAUUGUAAUAAUUUCUUAACCUUCUUACAUUGUAAAGAGUUUCGGGAGGAUAGCCAAGCGUGUGUGGUAGACGCUCAUCUGUGUGCUGAAGACCAGUUUUUUUCUGUAUUCUGCAUGCUGAUUAUAAUAAAGACACUAUGGUUUUCUCCCUUG
This is a messenger RNA of Myripristis murdjan (pinecone soldierfish), 2822 nucleotides long. RefSeq names its product copine IVb (gene cpne4b). The transcript is spliced from 17 exons. Gene Ontology annotation, molecular function: calcium-dependent phospholipid binding. Gene Ontology annotation, cellular component: plasma membrane. Lineage: Eukaryota; Metazoa; Chordata; Actinopteri; Holocentriformes; Holocentridae. Gene Ontology annotation, biological process: cellular response to calcium ion. The coding region runs from base 245 to 2011 and encodes 588 amino acids. The record is from RefSeq and is a predicted model, not a curated record.